Molecule: messenger RNA, 939 nt
Organism: Colletotrichum graminicola M1.001
Lineage: Eukaryota; Fungi; Ascomycota; Sordariomycetes; Glomerellales; Glomerellaceae
Product: peroxidase
Exons: 4
Coding region: 1-939 (312 amino acids)
Biological process (GO): response to reactive oxygen species; hydrogen peroxide catabolic process; cellular response to oxidative stress
Molecular function (GO): peroxidase activity; heme binding
Source: RefSeq, a predicted model, not a curated record
AUGCGCGCCACAACCCUCGUACUCGCCGGCCUCUUGGCCGCCACAGCCGCCGCCGUCGCACUGCCCGGGUCGUCAGAGGACGCUUCGUCUUCCUCGGUCCGCGGCCUCGAGGCGCGAGGCCCUGAAUGUCCGGAGGUCUGGGCGCAGGUCAACGCCGAGCUCAACGGGCUCUUCCUCGACGACGGCGGCCGGUGCACCGCCCUCGCCCGGGGCGCCAUCCGCGCCCUCUUCCACGACUGCGGCACCUGGGACGAGUCCCAAGGGCAGUCCGGCGGCUGCGACGGCUCGCUCCUCAUCGCCGCCGAUCCGGACGUCGAGCUCGACCGGAUCGAGAACAGGGGUCUGCCGGCCGUCGCGGGCACGCUGAGGGACUUGGCCGCGAAGUAUAACACGACUGCGGCGGAUAUGGUUGUCUUUGCCGGGAACGCUGCCAUUUUCCUGUGUCCCGGCGGGCCGAAAGUCACGACCUACAUCGGCCGCGCGGAUAGCACCAAGUCGGCCAAAGCCGGAGGGCUACCCAGCCCCUUUGACCCCCCCGAGACCCUCCUGGGCCUGUUCAAGGCCAAGGGGCUCGACGCCGAGGCCCUCGCCGCGCUGCUCGGCGCCCACAGCACCUCGACGCAGUCCUUCGUCAACGCCUCGCAGGCGGGGGCGCCGCAGGACUCUACGCCGGGAGAGAUGGACGUGGCCUACUACAAGCAGACGCACGACUUUGCCACCUCCGGAGCCGGCGCCGCCCCGGCCGGCAUUUUUGUGUUCCCGUCGGACGCGGGCGUCGCGACCUCGGAGGCCGACAGCGUCGGCCGCUGGUUCCAGAGCUUCAUCGGGGAGCAGGAGAAGUGGAGCGAGAGCUUCAAGAAGUCGAUGGACAGGAUGUCUCUAUUCGGCAACGAUAAGAGCAGCAUGUCGGACUGCACCGGCUCCAUAGCCAAGCUUUGA